This is a messenger RNA of Puntigrus tetrazona (Sumatra barb), 9468 nucleotides long. RefSeq names its product neuron navigator 1b (gene nav1b). The coding region runs from base 268 to 5874 and encodes 1868 amino acids. Lineage: Eukaryota; Metazoa; Chordata; Actinopteri; Cypriniformes; Cyprinidae. Gene Ontology annotation, molecular function: ATP hydrolysis activity. Gene Ontology annotation, cellular component: microtubule cytoskeleton; axon initial segment. Gene Ontology annotation, biological process: neurogenesis; nervous system development; microtubule bundle formation. The record is from RefSeq and is a predicted model, not a curated record. The transcript has 33 exons.
CAUGAGCCGCUGGCGUCUGGGUUUGAGGAAAUACUGUGUCAGUGUGCCUCGCGCUGAGGGGAGGGAGAGCAAACGUCUCCUGCUCUAUGUUUGUCUUCCUCAUUGGCUCGUAACGUGUCCUCGCCGACUGUCCUGCACGUCCAGAUGUCUUAAGUCUCCGCCUUCCCUUGAGAUUCUGCAGACAGCAGGAAAGGUUAUCACCGAGAUGCUGUAGGAAUUCACUGCAACUCUCAACAAGAGAGCAUCAUCUGGUGAUCUUCCUGGAGCAUGAGCAGUGGAGUGAACCUGACGGCGAUGUCUCAGAGCGGCUCUGGUAUUCCUCUGCCGCGGAGCCUGACCAGUCUCUCCAAACAGGACACCAGGGGCUCGAGCGGCGCAUUGCUGGGUCCAGCCGCCCAAAACCAGCUUCCUAGACGGACAUCCAACUUAUCUUCAUCAGCCUCAUCCAUAUCAUCUCUAUCGAUCUCCAAGGAGUUACUCAGAGGGUCCGAAUGGAGAAUGGGAUCUUCUCAGAGAAGCGGCACAAACAGGCCUUCGUUUGCUCCCCGUUCGGCCCACAGCAGCCCACAUGUGUCCAGACGGGAGGCGAUCCCAUUCAAAAACACCCUCCGGAGAGGCUCGCUGCCCCAGGAUGAAUUCAGAGACCUGGAGAGACUCUCCAACAAGAACUGGAGGUCUGGCCGCCAUCACUUCAGGAGUCUAGACAAUGAGGUCGUCGAGCCUUCUCGAGAGCUUCGCAAGCCUACCAACGGGAACGUCAUUUGGGAGACUUCGGCUGUUGUUCAGAGGGACUUCCAGAAGCAGAGGAUGAAAAUGCUGGCUCGCGGUGACGGCAACAGAGGGACGAUUGUGUCUAAAUCCCAUGUGAAUGGCACCAACGCGGGUCCCGCAGGAAGGGAGUCUCCACGCAUGGCGGCCGUGGCACCUUUCAGAUACAGGCUGCAGGUUGCAGAAGAUGCAGAAGCUUCUCUUGAGGAUCUGAGCGAUUGUUCCUCAGACUCUAUGGAAGUGUGCUGUGAGGAUUUAGAUCCCGAAUCUCAAAGGAAACGGACGGUUCAGAAUGUUCUGGAUCUCAGACAGAACCUGGAGGAAACCAUGUCCAGCCUGCGGGGGACUCAGCUCAGCCAGAGCUGUCUGGACAGCAGCGUCUGCUACGACAGCGACGAGACCAACGCUCGCAGCAUCUCCAGCCUCUCCAACCGCUCCUCUCCUCUCUCCUGGCGCCACGGACAGUCCAGUCCUCGCCUGCAGGCCGGCGACGCUCCUUCCUCGACGGGGAGCAGCUACGUGUCGGGCAGCAAGGCCUCGUCUCAGUACACCUCUCACACCAUGCCUGCCCGCUGCUCCAGCCGUCUCAGUCACACGUCACGCAGCGAGUUCAUCGAGAGCCUGGACGCCGCGGACAGCGACCUCAAGUCCGGUUACCUGAGUGAUUCAGACGUCCUUUGCAAGAGCCUUAAUGACGACGACGACGACGACAAUCUGGCCAACGGCUGGGACGAGAGCAGCUCCAUCAGCAGUGGACUGAGCGAUGGUUCUGAUAACCUGAGCUCAGAGGAACUCAACGCCAGCUCGUCUCUCAACUCCCUCCCCACCACACCCGUCGGCUCGCGACGCAACUCCUCCGUCAUGUUGCGGACGGAUGCGGAGAAGCGCUCUCUGGUGGAGAGUGGACUGGCGUGGUACAGCGAGGACAGCAAGUCUUUACGGAAAGCUGAUGGAGUUUAUGACACAGGCAGCCUGAAAUCAGAGCCUUCCAGCAAGUGGAGGAAAACCCGGCUGCCGGACUGUUCUGUGCAGGACAAGACAGGGAAAGGAGAACUGAAGAAACCUCAAAGCCUCGGCCAAUCUGGGAGCUUCAAAAAGGGCCGCAAUCCUCCCGUGGGCGUCACCUCACCCAUCACACACACUUCACAAAGUGUGCUAAAAGUUGCAGUGUCUAAAGGAGACCCUAGGGCAGUUGAUAAGGUGAAAAUGUCCGUCAAGGCGACGGGUCUCCAGCGUUCUCGCUCCGACGCCGGCCGGGACAACGAGCACCGCAAGCCUCCUUCAGGUCUGGUCAAACCCUCGGCCGGAGGCUCGUUCGGUUACAAGAAACCUCUGACGACCGGAACCGCCACCGUCCUGACAGCAGGAGGCGCCACCAUCACCAGCGGCUCGGCCACCGUCGGCAAGACCCCCAAGUCCUCGGGCAUCCCCAUCAAACCCGUCCCAGGCGGAGGAGGCCGCAAAAACAGUCUGGACGCCAGCGGCUCUGAACAGGGUUUCCUGGCCCCCAACGCUCGUGGGAGCAUUCAGUACCGCAGUCUGCCGCGGCCCGCCAAAUCCAGCGCUAUGAGCUUAACCGGUCGCCCUUCCUCUCGCCCUGUCAGCGGCAGCAUCGACGCCGGUCUCCUCACCCUCAAACCCGUACCGCCUCUGGCCAGCACCAUGCCCACCAGGGGAAAAGACGGAGGCAGCUUGAAAGCGUCUAGUCGCCCGAGCACCACCGGACCCGUCAACCAGACGGACCGAGAGAAGGAGAAGGAGAGGGCCAAGGCCAAAGCCGACCUGGAGAUCAGCUGCCUGAAGGCCGAGAGCCAGAGCGACAGCUGCGCGGAGACUGUGGAGAAGAUGCAUCGUGUGCGGAGGACGAGCACGAGCAAAUACCCAGAACUGAGCUCUCCGACCAGCACGCCGAGGUUGUUGAGCACUAAGUCUCUAGUUCAUCCUCCCAGCCUGGCUCUCCUAGACAAGGUCAACUCCAACAGUCUGGACUCCUGUAUCACCAUCCAUGACCUUCCUCCGAAGAUCCCUCCCUACUCCAAGCUGCAGGACCUGGCGGGCUCCCGGGUUCCUCCUCGGCUCACCCCGAGCCCGGCUCCGGUGCUCCACAUCGACUCUCCCAGCUGUUUCUCAGGCCAGACGCUGUCGGUCAGCAGCUCCCCAAUACUCUACCCCAAGAUGUCCGGCCUGCACCGCAGCAUGGAGUCACUGCCGCUUCACAUGAGCGUCCCCGCCAAACCGGACCUGGGAGAGCGGGAUGAAGCCAGGAGCACUGGGACAUGGGGCGCUGGCAGCCGGACGUCCAUCACUUUGGGCGACAGUUUACAAACUGAUAGGAACACCUUUCCCAAGAAAGGAUUGAGUCGCUACGGCAGCGGCCAGUCGGAGGGAGAAGUGAGGGAGCGCCGUCAUUCCCACACGAUCACGAGCAUGACGGACUCCGAGAGCCCCCCGCAGCUGCCCUCGCCGACGCACGUCACGCAGCCCUUCCUGGGAAAAACGCCGCCGACCAACGUGGUGGCGCCGAUCCCGAGCUCGGGCUCCGGGUCCCAGAUCACACGCUCCAACAGCAUCCCGGCCAACGACGUGGGCUACGAGAUGUACGGCACGUCUCCUCUGGGCAGCUCUCUGUCUCUGGCCGACCGACCGAAGAGCAUGAUGAGAUCCGGAUCCUUCAGAGAGCCUGCUGAAGAUGUUCACGGAUCUGUGCUGUCUCUGGCCUCAAAUGCCUCGUCCAACUACUCGUCGACUGAAGAGAGAAUGCAAGGAGAGCAAAUCCGGAUUCUGAGGCGCGAGCUGGAGUCGUCUCAGGAUAAAGUGACCAGUCUGACCAACCAGCUCUCAGCAAACGCAGGCCAGGCAAACCUGGUGGCGGCGUUUGAGCAGAGUCUGGCUCUCAUGACGGCACGACUGCAGAGUCUCUCAGUCACUUCUGAGCAGAAGGAUUCUGAGCUACAGGACCUGAGGGAUACCAUCGAAGUCCUGAAGUCCAAGAACACAGAAGCCCAGUCACUCAUUCAAGGGGCCCUCAAUGUCCCCGAAAUCCCACCCAAAGAGCUGCAGAUCGACCGGCAGAACUCGUCAGAGAGCAUCUCCAGUCUGAACAGCAUCACCAGUCACUCCAGCGCGGGCAGCCUGAAGGAACAAGAGGCCAAGAAGAAGAAGAAGAAGAGCUGGGUCUACGAGCUGAGGAGCUCCUUCAACAAGGCCUUCAGUAAAAAGGGACCCAAAGCGCCAUACGCAGAUAUAGAGGAGAUCGCAACGCCCGUCACAUCCGCCCCGUCUUCACCCAAAAUCCAGCAUAAUAUUGAUAACUCCUCCGCAAAGGCCUCGACUUCAACAUCAGGAUCGUGCGAGGGCUGCGAGGAACCCGAGCAAGAAGAGAAGGUGGUGUCAGAGUUACGCUCAGAACUGUGGGAGAAGGAGCGCAAGCUGACCGACAUCCGUUUAGAGGCGCUGACCUCUGCCCAUCAACUGGAGCAGCUGCAGGAGGCCAUGACCAACAUGCAGGUAACGGUGGAAAACCUGAAGGCGGAGAACGAUCAGCUGAAGACGGGUGGCCCCUCCUCCAGACCUCCGAGCUCCACCUCCCAGUCCUCUGGGCUCGGUUCAUUGGGCGUCUCAUCACCGCGGCAAUCGGUGUCGUCUUUCGGCAAAACCGGCAUGGGACAAAACGAGCCUUACCCAGAUGUCUUUCAGAGCCCCACCACCACUUUGCAGAAGGACGAAAGUCUCGUCAGAGUUUUGGUUCGCAUACCCAAUCAGCACCUAUUCAAAGACGAGGUGAAACAGCUGGAGUUCUUCAUCGGCGCGGUUAAAAUCAGCGGACGGACCGACUGGUUUUCUCUGGACUCCGCGGUUAUCCAGGCUUUUAAAGAGUAUUUAGCCGUGGUGGACCCCGGCUCCAGCCUGGCUCUCUCUCAGGACUCCAUCUACAGCUACAGCCUCAGCCAUCUGAAGAGGGUCCUGGGAGCGCAGCCGCCCGAGACGCCCCCUGUGCGCCUCUACAGCAAGGGCUCCUCCUGCAUCAGCGUGACUCUGAAAGGCCUGAAGGAGAAGUGUGUGGACGUCCUGGUGUUUGAGACGCUCAUCCCCAAGCCCAUGAUGCAGCAUUACAUCAGUCUGCUGCUCAAACACCGGCGCUUGAUCUUAUCGGGCCCCAGCGGCACAGGAAAGACCUACCUCACCUACCGCCUCGCCGAGUACCUGGUGGAGCGCAGCGCUCGAGAGGUCACCCCCGCCAUCACCACCACCUUCAACAUGCACCGCCAGUCCUGCAAGGACCUUCAGCUCUACCUGUCCAAUCUGGCCAAUCAGAUCGACCGUGAGAGCAGCACGGCCGAGAUCCCACUGGUCGUCAUCUUGGAUGACGUGCACGAUGCAACAUCCCUCAGUGAACUUGUUAAUGGUGCUUUAACCUGUAAAUAUCAUAAAUGUCCAUAUAUAAUAGGGACAACCAAUCAGCCGGUGAAGAUGACCCCUAACCAUGGCCUGCACCUCAGCUUCAGGAUGGUGACGUUUUCCAAUAACGUCGAGCCAGCGAACGGAUUCCUAGUACGUUACCUGCACAGGAAGCUAAUGGAGGCUGAAGAUCCCAGGAGCGUGAAGAAUGAAGAUCUUCUGCGGGUCCUGGACUGGGUGCCCAGACUCUGGUACCACCUCCACACCUUCCUGGAGAAACACAGCACCUCCGAUUUCCUCAUUGGUCCCUGCUUCUUCUUGUCCUGUCCAGUUACAGUAGAGGAAUUCCGCACGUGGUUUAUCGAUCUUUGGAAUCACUCGAUCAUCCCAUACCUGCAGGAAGGAGCCAAAGAUGGCAUUAAGGUUCACGGGCAGAAGUCGGUGUGGGAGGAUCCGGUGGAGUGGGUCAGAGGAUCUCUGCCCUGGCCGUCUGCUCAGCAGGACCAGGCCAAACUAUUCCACCUGCCUCCCCCGAGCACAGGCCCCGGCAGCCCCAGCCAGCCAGGAGACGAUCGGCCCCAUAAAGAGACGCCACCCAGCUCCGUCGAGUCAGAUCCACUGAUGGCUAUGCUGUUAAAACUACAAGAGGCUGCCAAUUACAUCGAGUCACCGGAGAAAGAAACAGAUCCAAAACUCCCUCCUCUCUGAACAUCUCCUCCAUCUCUCCUGCCGCCCAUGUCGAGGUCCAAACAGCUGCCCCACACCUGAAGAUGACACUGUACUGUUAUAAAUGCUGUUAGUGCAUUUCACCCACUCGCUUGUUAUAUUAUCCAUCCCACCUUUUUCAUUUCAACCCAAUGUCCCUUACAGAAAAGUACUGUGGUUGCACCAUGGUUGAGUGACGUUAUCAGAGGUAAUACCGUGGUACUUUCUCAUAUGGGUGAUGGACUUGUUCUGCAGUGCGACAUGCUAUACGACCAUUUUAAACAGCAUUUUGCUUUUUAAAAGUUAUUAUGCAUGCAGCAUGCAUAAUAAAGAGCUAUGAAUCGUAAGACUACAUGGAGCAUUUGUAUUUUUUAAAAAUGGAUUUGUUGCAUCUCAGGACCUUUAAAAUGAACUAGUGACGGCAAAAAUAGUGGUUAAAAUGACCCAUUAUAGCACUUAAAUCUACACUUUUCUGUAUGCGUUCAUUGAUUUAAACCUUUGCGAAACUGUGUAAAUAUCGGUAGUGAUCCAUUAAACUCCAUAUAUCACGGUGCUGAGUAAAUAACAUGGUAUUAUCGUGUUAGUGACCAAACCAUGGUAAUAUCACACACCACAUUCAUCCAUGGUAAUUGUACUUUUAUGUAAGGGCUUGCAAAAACAAUAUUUUGUCAUGAAAUGUAACUCUAUCUCUUUUUACUUCUAUCUGCGUAUUUCUGUUGACGGACGCUUUAGUACGUAUGUGAUUCUCUUUGCGGGAACCUUUACUGUUCCACUGCUGCCCGUAUUAACAACAACUCAACGAUACAGGUGCUAAAAUCGCUCGUGUGACUUCAUCUCGUGGUGAUGAAUAAGAGCCAACAUGGGAGAUAUUGGGAUAUAUUACUUAAUUAUGUAACACUUUUACAGGCCACUUUAGCCUGUGCUGCUUUUUCUACGUUUCAUUUAUUUCACAUUUGAAUAUGGCCACAGCAUAAGCUAGUUUAACCCCAGAAAGACUUAUGCAGACUGCAUUACACCUUCUUCCUCUUUCUAACACAGUGAAUGCCUUACAACAGAUUCUAAGUGUGCUAUCACGUUUCCUUUUUCACUCUGUAGGGGGCGGGGUUAGGCAGAGUUCAGAAAUGAACUUUCGCGAAAUUCGGAAAACCAACGGGACGUUCAGACAACAGCUGGAUGGCGUUUCAAGCUUAAAACCGAAAUGUAGUAUUAAACACGCAGUCUUUGAAUUUACGUUUCCAUCCCGUUUUAGUUCCAGUUCCCGAAACUUAAAUCGAAAGCAUCCGUUCCCUCAAAAGUUCCCACAGUGCACAAAAGCACCUCGGUAACACCCUGUAAAGAUAACUUGCUUUCAGAGCGACGACUUUUUUUGUGCACUUUGAUUUACUGCAAUGAUACUGUAGAGACGUUUCACUUGGCUUCGACGCUGAUCUCAGCUCAGGGGUUUGGUUAUCUCAGGCCUCUAAUUAGAUUCAAUACAGCUACUUUCUCAGUUACUGCUCUCUUUGUAGCAAAUGGUGCAAAUGUAGAAAACCAAAUACUUAGUGCUUUAUUCAGUAUGAGCCUUUUAUUUGAAAUACUAGAGAUGAUCGCCCCGAUAAAGUGCGCACGGAUGCGAAGACGAAGACUAUCUUUGAUUAUCUGGUGCUAUACUCUAUCACUAUUGGAAAACAUGACUUGGUUUAGCAAAAAUCGCACUUGACAUCCAAUAGCCUUAGUCUUGUGGCAUUUAAGGGCAUCUUUAGGUACAACCAAGUGAUCAUUUUCUUUCUACGUUCCUUUUAGUCGUAGUUUUAGAACUUGUAAGCGUUACGUUUCUUUUAAACAUCGCCACCACGAAAUCACUGUCACGGUAAAUCAACCUCCUUUUCAAUGGUAGUCUGAAAACAUAUCAAACCGCGCAGCAUUUCUCCGAGGCCUGCGAUUAAUAUCAAACUCGGCAAUUCUCUUGAGCACUAAGUAGUGUACACUACAUCCACACACGCUCACACAGAAGAGGAUUCGCUCGCAGAAAGCAGUGGUGGACCAGUAAUUUCCCAUCUCUGUACCUGAAACUAGCAUACAAACACGCAUGUAAGUGAGAUCUGGGCUAUUAUAGAGAAAAAAAUCGAACUCAAACCAUUCCAUUCCUUUCUACUCAUCUGUACUGCAUUAUCAUUAGUGUAAAUAUGAUUUUCGUAGUUCCUUUUCCAAGAAAUGAAGGUUUGUGGAGUUAAUUAGCCAAAUAGAGAGACACGUAAUGUUCAAGAUGGCAAAAAGACUUUGUUUCUUCAGCCUCCUUCAGUUGCGCCGCUGCUGCUGCUGCUGCUUCAAGUCUAAUAUGUGACAUUUAUAUUUGAUUACAUUCCAGACAUAAGACAGUGUGUCAACGGCUUUUGCUGCUUAUCUGCUGAAGGUCCUAGUUGGCCAUUUGCGGUUUCAUUUCAUAUCAAUAAAUGCUACCGCAAACAAACUAUUACAUUUCACAACCGCAGCACGUCGGUGAGUUACCACUGAUAUUGAAUCCGGAUCAGCGAAUAAAGCUCGUCAUUGACGGAACAAAUCUCAUUGGGGUUUCACGCAAGCGUUUUCGUUGUCAGCAGCUAUUCUUUGUUUUAAAAAGACGAUUAUUAGUGCGACUAAAGCCGCUGAACACUGUCUGCAUCAUGUUCCUGGUUAUUGUGCCUGUGACCGUGUGAUAGCUGUGCCGUGUUGUGCAAAGUCCCAUUUAAUGCGACAAUUCAGCAACUUUUUACCGUCUACUUUGUCUGUUGACAGCUCACGGAUGGUGACUGGUAAAACUGGAUUUUUUACAUCGAUUUCACUGUCUGUCGCUCAAAAGCUUUGGUUCGUGUCUGCUUCCGUUGCUGUUUUAAUGCACCUUUUUAUGUGGACUACGUUGUUGCAAUAAUUCGUCGCGUGCGUUAAACAGAGUCAGGAACUCGAGACUUUGGAUGAUUGUAUGCCUUGAUGGCGCUGUCUCGGGGUCGGGGUCAAGUCUGGGCUUGUGAAUGAGAACCGACGGAUCUUUAAUAUCAGGUGGCGUGGUUUUGUGUGAAGUGUUUCGAAGACGGCCGAGGAAAAACGCAAAGAUAUUAUUAGGGAUACAAAGUGGUGAGAAGUUGCUGAAUAGUCCCUUCACUUCAUGCAAUGCUUGAUAUUGAUUCAAAAGUCCAGUGCUAUUGCAUAAAAGGUCAUAUGAUGGUAGAAGAUGUAAGUUACAAUGUGCAAUGGGUUUCUAAAUGUUGUAAACGCAUGUCACCUUAGUGUGAAGCAGAAUUACGGAUGUGUUCUACCUAAUUUGGGGUCGUAUAAAAGGAAUGAUAUUGCUUUCUUUUUACUGUAACGUUCCCCCAAAUGAUUGUUUGUACGACUUCAGUUCCAUUUUGUACAGAACGUUAUAAAUGUAAACAUUGUACAUAGCGUGGCCCUGCAUUUGCAACAACAAUCAUUUAAGAAAAAAAACGUAAUGUCAUUAAGAAAUGUGGUUUGCAAGGAAGACUCGUGCUUUUGUUACCGAUGGAGCGGCCCAGUACGCCAAAACUGGCAUGCUUCGGAUGUUCGUAAUAUGACCACCAAGACGUUGUCCAUCUGUCAUAAUAAAACCACAAUGUUCGUUAA